Molecule: messenger RNA, 1223 nt
Organism: Eriocheir sinensis (Chinese mitten crab)
Lineage: Eukaryota; Metazoa; Arthropoda; Malacostraca; Decapoda; Varunidae
Exons: 7
Coding region: 180-1037 (285 amino acids)
Source: RefSeq, a predicted model, not a curated record
AGAAGAAGAAGAAGAAGAAGAAGAAGAAGAAGGAACAGCUCAAAAGAAGAAGAAGAAGAAGCCGCCGCGUAAACUUCAGUCAAAUCAAAUCCACACACCCGUCAACAGUCCACGGCUCCCCUGCACGUGACCUUGACCUGACCCUUCUAGGCGGUGGUGGUGGUGGUCAUUAGCUCGCCAUGUCCAGCAAGAGGAAGUCCAUCAUCAAGAGCGGCAAGGGCAAGGCGGACAAGACGAGGAAGAGGCUGUCCUUCGCCGCUGAUGCUGAGGAAAAGAAGACUGCAGAGGCCACAAAGAGAGAGAGCAAAAAGACCAGCCAAGCUGUGUCUGGCACCCCACCCGCCUUGGCCAUCCCAUCAUGCAAAAUGACAGCUUUGGGCCUGUGCUAUGACCCCAAAACCUCCCGUGGAGCGCCAAGGCAACACAACACCACUCCCAUGAGCCAAAACACCAGACAAAACUAUAUGUCAAUCCAGAACUUGACACCUCUUUCAGGAUAUAUUGAUGCUGAUGUUUUGAUUACUGGUGGAAAAAUAUUUGCAGAGAAACUGAAAGUGUAUCUCAUGGAUGCACAUGACAAGCAGCAGACCAAGAUGAAUCUUAACAUAACAUGUGAAGAGGAUUUACCAGAGACUGUGAAAGCUCAUUUUAUACUCGCCCUGUUCUUCAAGGACACACACAACAGCAUGAAGCACUUGUGCAACAUUGUGAAUAGGUGUACUGACGGCACCUUGUCCAGCAAGAGAGUAAUGGUGGUGUGUGUGUCCUCUGCCGAGGGAUGCUUCAAGAACGUGGUUGACCUGGAACAGUUCCACUCAGUACUGAGCACUCACCAGCUGGUGCAUAUAACUAUGAAAGAACAGAGCAGACUUGAUCGUGAAGAAAUGAACAUGAUGCUGGAGCUGAUACAAAAGAGUGCAGCCUAUCACAAGGGCACGUCUCUGCUGACGGAUUAUGCCAUGCAGCUGGACUUGAGGAAUUACUUAAUGGAAGACAUCAUUCCACAAGAAUCAGCUCUUGGUAUCACCCAAAAUUAGCCUCCAUUGUUCCAACAAGCAGCUCUGGAUGGAAGCACAAGAAAGCUGAAAACAAGGAUUCUCCAGGCAAACCACAGAAAAAAUAACUAAGAUAAUGAAGAGGAAGACAUGAAAUAUUAACUUUCCUUCUCCUCUGAGGCUAAGAAGACAUAAUCACUUCAAACAAAUUUUAUUGUAACAGCAGCA